AUGAAGUUCUCCGCUGUUGCAUUCAUGGCCGCUGUGGCCGCGGCUUCCCCUACCAACAUUAUCAAUGCCCGCAACGAGCUUGCUCUCCGACAGGCCGCCGAGGCUUGCAACAUUGGUUACUGUACCAGAAUGGCGGUACUACUGGUGACUGUCGACGAACUCAUCGCCGCCGCCAAGCGGACAGGCCCCCUUACCAUCGUUGUCUCUGGCGCCAUUUCCGGCAGCGCCAAGGUACGCGUCUCUUCCGACAAAACCAUUAUCGGAGAGAAGGGAAGCUCCCUGACCAAUGUCGGUCUGUAUGUCCGCCAGGUCAAGAACGUCAUCAUCCGCAACCUGAAGAUUGGUGGUGUAAAGGCCUCCAACGGAGAUGCGAUCGGCAUCGACGAGUCCACAAACGUCUGGGUUGAUCACUGCGACCUUUCUGGCGACCUGAGCGGAGGCAAGGACGACCUUGAUGGUCUUCUUGACGUUUCCCACGGCGCUGACUGGAUUACCGUCUCCAACGUCUACUUCCACGACCACUGGAAGGGAUCUUUGGUCGGUCACUCCGACAGCAAUGGCGGCGAGGACAAAGGCAAGCUCCAUGUCACUUACGCCAACAACCACUGGUUCAACAUCAACUCCCGUACUCCCCUCGUUCGCUUCGGUACCGUCCACGUGGUCAACUCAUACUACAACAAGCUCCUCCUUACCGGUGUCAAUACCCGCAUGGGUGCUCAGGUCCUUGUCCAGAGCACUGCCUUUGCCAACAGCCCUGCCGAGGCUAUCUUCUUCGCCGACUCCAAGGAAACCGGCUACGCCGUUGCCGAGGAUGUUGACCUUGGCGGCUCCAAGAACUCUGCCCCUAAGGGAACCCUUACCUCUGCCUCGCUCCCCUACAAGAUCGCUGCCAUCGGUUCCAGCAAGGUUGCCAGCACCAUUCCUGGCACCGCUGGCCAAAAGUUGUAG
Molecule: messenger RNA, 948 nt
Organism: Colletotrichum spaethianum
Lineage: Eukaryota; Fungi; Ascomycota; Sordariomycetes; Glomerellales; Glomerellaceae
Product: putative pectate lyase C
Exons: 4
Coding region: 1-948 (315 amino acids)
Molecular function (GO): pectate lyase activity
Source: RefSeq, a predicted model, not a curated record